AUGGUCGUAGCAAGAGCAAUUCUAGUAGCUCGCGGAAUACCCUCGGUUUUCGGCAUGAGCCUCAGUAUCGAGUAUUGGCAUGCACGGACAUGUCAAACAAUUAGCACCAUCAUGAUCAACAUCACCGUGGUCACCGGCCAGAGCAUGAUGGUUGAUGAGGAGGAGGAGUACGAGGAGGAGGCGGAGCAGCAGCAGUUGUCGCUCGGCCUGUCACCUGGGCAGCUGUCUUUGGCCGCCCGAGCAUCUGGACGCCUGCUGACUGUUCUGCCAACAGAAGCAUCGGACCUCUUUAAGGCUCUUCUGGAGCCCUUGUCCAAGCGCGAGGCCAAGGACAGGGAGUUGGUCCUGGUGGCCUGCCGACAACUGGACGCCUCCUUGCGACGUUUGCUGGCGGACACUGACCUCCUCCGUAGUGGUGGAGCGGAAAUUCGUCCUUCCAACAUUGAGGUGCGCCUGCAGAUAUUGUACGGUUUGCCGCUGCACGCCGCUGCGCUGGGAGACAUGGAAUCUUGCAAGGAUCUGGCACGUGUGGUGGAGGCUGGACACUGA
This is a messenger RNA of Symbiodinium sp. CCMP2592, 549 nucleotides long. NCBI's taxonomy places the organism in Eukaryota, Dinophyceae, Suessiales, Symbiodiniaceae. The record is from the annotation of a GenBank genome assembly.